AUGAACCAAGAUUUAGGUAUUAUACCAGAUAUUGUUUCUGCUAGGUUAAAUGAUAACGUUCGAGGUUUUGAGACUCAGAAUGAUUUUAACAUAAAGGAAUCAUGGGCGCACUCUGAUAUGAAUGACUAUAUGAAUUCUUAUCCUUAUGAUCCUACUUCGUAUCAGAAAAUGAUACAAGGUCAACAUCGUAAUUCGAAUACAGAUUAUAUGUUGGACGAGAAACAAUACAUGGGUGAGCAACAUAGAUACGCUAACCGCAACAUGGAUGACAUGCCAAAUAAUAUGUAUAUUGAUUCUAGCUAUACCGAAAAUCAAUGGCCACAUCCAGUAGAUUCACAUCAAGGAAUGGUUCACCAUAAUACAAAAGAUUAUUCUCACUCUAAUAUUAGGGUGGCUGCUGCAGCUGCAUCAGCUAUCACUAAAGUAGAACCACAAACACUUUCGGUGAAUUCAUCAAAUUUGUCUUCAAAUUUGUCUUCGAAUUACGUCACUGCACCAAGCAGAACCGUGUACUUAGGGAAUAUCCCACCAACCUUAACAGCAAGUGAUUUGUUGGAUCACGUACGUAGUGGAGUCAUUGAAGAGGUCAAGAUCUUACCAGAAAAAAUGUGUGCAUUCAUAUCAUUCUUAGAUGAAAAUUCAUCGCUAUUAUUCCAUUCAGAUGCGAUUUUAAAACGAUUAAAUAUAGAUGGUAAAGAUAUUAAAAUUGGCUGGGGCAAGCCAAGCCCACUUUCUCCGAUAAUUGCAACUAGCGUAGCUACCGAUGGAGCCACAAGGAAUAUAUUCAUUGGUCAAUUAAACACCACUGAUCAUAAUAAGCAGAAAGAUAAUGAUGCAACUAUAUACCAUGGCUCAGAUGAUUUUGAAGAUAUUAUGACAGAAGAAAAAUUGAGAAAAGAUUUAGAAGAAUAUGGUGAUAUUGAUUGUAUUAAGAUAUUUAAAGAAAAAGGAUUUGCAUUUGUUCAUUUUACUUCCAUUCUAAGUGCAAUUAAAGUUGUCAACAAUUUAUCCAAUUCCAAUCCUUACUACAGUAAAAAAAAAAUCUAUUAUGGAAAGGAUAGAUGUGCAUUUAUCACUAAAACACAAAAGCAUAAUGCCGCUCAAUUCUUAGGUAUACCGACAAGCAAAGCAAAUAGUCUAGAACAAACAAACUCAGGUUUACUUGCCAAUGCAUUACUUCAACAAUCUGCUGCUGCUGCUGCAAUUGCGACAUCUGCCGGUGGUUCGAAUAAUCUUGGGAACCGUACUGUGUACUUAGGAAACUUACCAAAUGAUAUUCGUAUUGAAGACAUAUGUAAUACUAUAAGGUGUGGAUUAUUGCAGAAUAUCAAACUUCUCUCUGAUCGUCAUGUUUGCUUUGUGACGUUCAUUGAUCCUGUCUCAGCAGCACAAUUUUAUGCUAUGAGCUCCAUCUACGGCUUUGUUCUACAGAAAAAGAGAUGCAAAGUAGGUUGGGGUAAACAUUCUGGUCCAUUAUCCAAUCCAUUGACUCUAGCAGUAAGCAACGGUGCAUCAAGAAAUGUUUAUAUUGGCAACAUCGAUUUCACAGCUGACGGCACAAAGAGAGAACGAUACUUCACAGAUUCCAAUCUAAGACGAAUCUUCUCCGAGUAUGGUGAAGUGGAGCAAAUCAAUUUCUUAUAUUCCAAGAACUGCUGCUUCGUUAACUAUACAAAUAUAAAUAAUGCAAUUUCUGCUAUUGAUAAAAUUAAAAACAAUCCAACAUUCAAGAAUCUAAAGAUCAAUUUUGGUAAAGACAGAUGCGGGAACAUUGCACAUUAA
This is a messenger RNA of Tetrapisispora phaffii CBS 4417, 1782 nucleotides long. It is a transcript of the gene MRN1, whose product is annotated as Mrn1p. Lineage: Eukaryota; Fungi; Ascomycota; Saccharomycetes; Saccharomycetales; Saccharomycetaceae. The record is from RefSeq and is a predicted model, not a curated record. Bases 1 to 1782 code for a protein of 593 amino acids. Gene Ontology annotation, molecular function: mRNA binding. The transcript has a single exon. Gene Ontology annotation, biological process: mRNA splicing, via spliceosome. Gene Ontology annotation, cellular component: cytoplasmic stress granule.